AUGGUGAAGAGUAAGUUGGGUCUGUCGAUCGCAGCCGUGAUUACGGUCGCCACAGCGCUCACGAUGACCGCGGGCAUUUGCUCGCACAUCGAGAUGAUGCCGUCGCUGUGGGGCGCUGAGCUCUUUCCCUAUCUGGCGCUUGUGGUCGGUCUUGAGANGCACAUCGAGAUGAUGCCGUCGCUGUGGGGCGCUGAGCUCUUUCCCUAUCUGGCGUUGGUGGUCGGUCUUGAGAACACAUUGUGCUUGACCAGUGAUACGGUAGUGGGUGGGGCUAGUGCUGUUGAAGUGAUGGGCGGAGUCAGUGUAGUGAUAGUGGGUGGAGAAAGUGCUAAAGCAGUGGGCGGGGCCAGUGUCAUGAUAAUGGGCGGGGUUAGUGUUUAUAAAUUGGUGGGUGGGGCCCGUUUGUCGGCACCACAUUAG
Molecule: messenger RNA, 420 nt
Organism: Anisakis simplex (herring worm)
Lineage: Eukaryota; Metazoa; Nematoda; Chromadorea; Rhabditida; Anisakidae
Source: the annotation of a GenBank genome assembly